Molecule: messenger RNA, 460 nt
Organism: Phalacrocorax carbo (great cormorant)
Lineage: Eukaryota; Metazoa; Chordata; Aves; Suliformes; Phalacrocoracidae
Source: RefSeq, a predicted model, not a curated record
CAAACACCCCCGGAGGCGGCUGUGAGGAGGGUAUAAAGUGGGAGCCCGGGGCCGCCCCCGCGGAGCACAGCCCGGCGCAGCCAUGAAGGCGUCGCUCCUGCUCGUGCUCGUCUGCGCGGCUGUCCUGGCGGCGGGAACAAGGACCGACACGCCCAAGGAGCCGGAGGCGCUGGUGAAGAAGGUGCAGGAGUACGCCCAGAAAGCCGUGGCCAUGGCCAAGAGCGCCUUCACCACGGUGCAGGAGUCGGAGGUGGCUCAGCAGGCCAGGCAAUGGCUGUCGGACAACGCCAACCUCGUGAAGGAGCGUCUGGCCAGGCUGAAGGAGCAGCUGGUGGAGCUCUGGAAGCCGACGCCAGCCAAGUAGCCCUGCCAGGGGCUGGCCGGGGGCCAUCUGGGCUGGGGACCCCCCAGCUCCCCACCCGCUGUCGCAGUUCUUGCAAUAAAGCGGCGCUGAAGCAGA